Molecule: messenger RNA, 527 nt
Organism: Monoraphidium neglectum
Lineage: Eukaryota; Viridiplantae; Chlorophyta; Chlorophyceae; Sphaeropleales; Selenastraceae
Exons: 3
Source: RefSeq, a predicted model, not a curated record
AUGAGGCUUCUGGCGCUGGCCCUGGCGUGCUCACUGCUGCUUCUGCCGAACAGCGACGCCGCCGCGCAGAACGCCGGGAACCGCGUUCUGAUCCUGACGACGCCAGGCCCCAACCAGACAGACUUCCUCACGACGGCCCUGGCAGCCAGGGGCAUCCCUUACGACAUUGUUCAGUGGGACGGCGACAAAUCGCCGCGCCUAGACCUCAAUAAGAUCCUGUAUGAGAAGGACGGGGUCACGGGCAGGUACACCGGCAUUGCGAUGCUGCCCAAUAUAGAGGCGCUGGGCAACAUGAAGCGGAUUGAGGUGAAGGACCUUUGGCGCUACCAGCGCCGUACUGGGGCUCGCGCCGUGAAGUUCAACGUGUGGGCGCCCACGGUCGGUUACGCGGCGGACGACCUGGCCUGCGCCAGCUCAGCCGCAGAGAUGACUCUCUCACGCGCCGCGCUGCCGCUGGCAACAGCGGACGUCAACGCGUCGCUGCUUCUCACCGGCCAGGGGCUCUACAGGCAAGGACGCGAAGUGAU